Molecule: messenger RNA, 1536 nt
Organism: Penicillium mononematosum
Lineage: Eukaryota; Fungi; Ascomycota; Eurotiomycetes; Eurotiales; Aspergillaceae
Exons: 3
Coding region: 1-1536 (511 amino acids)
Source: RefSeq, a predicted model, not a curated record
AUGGCUUCUGCGGAUAUUCACUGGGGGAUCGCGCAGCUGAUGCCCACCUUUGAUGCCAACGGCACCUGUGAUAUAACUCCCGAACGACUCGCUGCCUUUUACCGCAAAGUUGGCGGCAACUACGACCCUUUAUUUCUCGAGACCAAGGCACAAGCCCUAUCAUUCAUAUACCAGUCACUAGGAUGUUUUCACAGUUUACAACCCUCGGCCAAUCCUUAUGAACCUCCAUCGAUCCCCUCACUACUUCCAAAUGGCUUUGUGCGGUGGCAGACAAUACAGCUGUUGAUGGACCCAGAUGAACAUUCCGUGUAUUUGCAGAAUGCGGUGGAGCUUUGGGAUAUUGCAGAUGCAAAUGGCGACAUAUUUCCGAAGACAAUCCCUCGAGACGCAUUUCCUUCUGAGCCUGACCCGGAGAUGCUGGAAUGGCAUGAAGGUGUGAGUCGGCGAUUGGAGCGCGACUAUUUGAAAAGACACACGAAGCGUGCUUCGCCGCCAGACUUUGGGACAUAUCAUUACCAUUUCAGUGGCAAGGAUCCUCUGCCCGACGAGGAUGACUACUUCUCACGCCGGUCGACGUCAAAGCGCCACAGUCGGGUGGAUCCCGAUCGGCCCAGCGACCAUCGCAAUCACCGCCGACGAUACAGUGGAGAAUAUCCCGCGUCUUCUGCACGCAGGUCUCGAGGCACUCGGCCGGGAUUUUCGACCCCGCGAGUUUCAUCCCCUCCCCCAUGGGGAGAACCUGUGCCCCGUUCAAGUGGACGAGGCCAAGGUGGUCGGCAUGGCCAUCCACUAAGCCCAGGGACAGGUGAAGUUCCAGAUGUCUCUGAAGUGUCUUCAGAUGAGUCUGCACGUCACCGCAAGGACCGUGCCAAACCCCAUAGGCACCGAGAGCGGCGUCAUCUAUCACCACCUUCCAACAGUAAUGCCAGACGCCACUCUCACGAAGCCUACAUCCGCAGACCAUUCCGAGAUCUGUCGCCCGCAAGUCCUACUCGAUAUCGCCAUGGGCACGAAAGUCACUCUUCACGAUCUAGUAAAUCCCACUCUGAGCCUUCCCCAAAGGUCCACCCGAGAGAUCACCCAAGGGAUCAUCAAAGAGAUAGGGAGCACCCAAGGGAUUACCCAAAGGAAAAUCCAAAGGAGCAUGCAAAGGACCGUUCUCGAUCGCGCACCGCGGGUGUCAAAUUCCGCGAAUUCAUAUUCGGCGACCCGGGUCCUGCUCCGGCGGCUCCUGAUCCACCUUUCUACAGGCCACCAACUCCACCACCCCCAAGAGCUGUACCGAGACAUCUUGGACCUUACGCCGCAGAUGAAAUGAGACGAGGAAGCUACAGUGGUGGCAGUCCAGCUAAUAGUCGACCCAGUAGUGGAGGAAGCGGCUCAGAGCGGCAGCGAUCAUACAGCAGUGCUGGCUUCCACCCUCGCCCAACCGGAUGGGCGAGCCCUCGGAGCUCCGGUUCAAAGCGAUAUCCUCCCGCCACCGUUCCCGAAGAUGACGGAUAUGUUCCCUCGCGGAGGGUCCCGAUUUACGAAUAA